Punica granatum (pomegranate) is the source of this 1021-nucleotide messenger RNA. The record is from RefSeq and is a predicted model, not a curated record. Lineage: Eukaryota; Viridiplantae; Streptophyta; Magnoliopsida; Myrtales; Lythraceae.
CGAAUUACGACUUUACUACGAGGACUGAAUUGCAAAUUUUCCGGUUGGUUGCCGCCAAGGCACAGUGGUUUCCGGUUAGUUACUAUCAAAGGGGGCAGCUGCGUCUUUCAAGCGGAGCUCACUUCCUUCUUCUCUUCUCUCCGCAGUCCGUCUUCUCCUCGACCCGACUGUAACUGCACCGUGACGGAGCUCCAACACCCCUGCAGCUGCCGCAGCACCGUCACUCCCCGUCUCUCUGUCGGUCGCUUUGCGAUUCAAAAUCGCCGUCUCGUGCUCGUGCAGUGAGUCUAUGGAGUAAUGCAGCGUAGAUGUUCAUCGAAUUGUCUGAGACAGAGGGGCGAUCUUAAUAUUAUAGUGGUCUAGCCUGAUUAGUGUUCAACCAUUUAUCGUGUUGAUCGCGUCGCGUCGCUUUGAUGUUCUGUUCAGUUCCUGGUUUUCCUCGUUGUAUGGAAAUGCUUUGUCUCAAGGACAUAGCACCCGCAGCGCAGAACAAUAUAAACACGCAGUUUAUACUCUUGGACAAAGGCAGGGCGAACCUAGAAGGCGGCCAAACCAAGACGUGCCUGGCCCUCGUGGCCGAUGAGACUGCCGCGGUCCACUUCCAGUUCUGGGGUGAUGAAUGCGAUGCCUUCAAGCCCGGAGACAUCAUCCGCUUGUCCAACGGGAUCUUCUCCUACAACCGGAACAGUCUUGUCCUCAGGGCCGGCAAGAAGGGGAGCAUAGAGAAGGUGGGAGAGUUCACCAUGGCUUAUGUGGAGACACCCAACAUGAGCGAGAUCAAAUGGGUCCCCGACCCGAACAAUUCUCGUACGUAUGUCCAAGAAGCCGUUAUCUCUGCUUACUCGCGUGUUUUCCCUCCAGUGCUGUGACCGAGUCGUGAUGUUUCUGUGCUGUGUAUGUAUGUAAAAAAUUCACUUUGUGCAAUUGAUCCCUCCUGAGAAACCAUCGCCUUGUAUCGUGCUUUCUUUCUCAUCAUCUCAUGCCGCGUUGGCGCAAUGAAAUCACUAUCUUCAUGGUCAAA